This is a messenger RNA of Lottia gigantea (owl limpet), 1176 nucleotides long. RefSeq lists its product as hypothetical. The record is from RefSeq and is a predicted model, not a curated record. NCBI's taxonomy places the organism in Eukaryota, Metazoa, Mollusca, Gastropoda, Lottiidae. The transcript has 7 exons. The annotation marks the transcript as partial. Gene Ontology annotation, biological process: plasma membrane organization. Gene Ontology annotation, cellular component: membrane.
AAACCGUGCGUUUACCUCAAGGAGCAGUUCGAAGAUCAUCGCAGACGUCUUUAUAAUUCUAAUAUCAUUGAAAAAAUCAUCGAUAAAUUGGAUGAUGGAUUACAAGAAGUUCAUGAUAUGAUCCGACAAGAAAUCCCGUUUCCAGAGCGACGACUACGGGGAGUGUUUGAAGAAUUAGGUCAUGGAUGUUCCCGUUUUGUUUCCUUGGUGAAAGGAAGUGGGGGUGGAGCCUCAGCUGGUAAAACUAAACUAGAUCGGGAACGUCACAAGAUACUGGUUAGGCAGAUGGACCAGUUAUCUACCUUGGCUCGUACUGUUAAAGCCACGAUAACGAAGAAUAAUCUAAAAGAGAAAAUGAGAUCUGGUAAUAACUGUCUGUCAAAACUACGUAAACUUAAAGAUGAGCCCCAGCCUUCUUUACCAGACGUCUAUAUUUGGAUGAUUGCUUCCAAGAAACGAAUCGCUUACCAACGAUUGUCUGCUAGAGAUAUAAUAUAUUCGGUUGUCGAGGAAGAGAAGGGCAAGGAUUGUGGGAAGGUUGUUACCCUAUUACUCAAGUUACCUGGUAAGAAAGCUGAUGGUGAAUCAGGCUGGACAAUCCAGGCUAAACUACAGUUGUAUAUAUGGUUAGGGUUACUGAAGCAUAAAAAAGACUAUUUGAAGGGACUACCAAUGGGAUACGAGGAAACUAAAGCGUUAAAACAUUCAACUAAAACACAAGCUGUUCCCCCACCAUUUAUAUACUUUACAGAGAAACAGACAUUCCAGUUACGAGCCCACAUGUAUCAAGCGAGACAGUUGAUUGGUUCAGAUGCAUCUGGUCUGUCAGAUCCAUUCGCUCGUAUCGCGUUCAGUGAACAGAGUAUAUGUACACAGGUGAUCGAGGAGACGUUGAGUCCGACCUGGGAUGAGUUUCUGAUAUUAAACGAAGUAGAUGUUUAUGGAUUAAUUGAAGAUAUUGUAGACAACCCUCCCACCAUUAUUGUAGAAGUUUUUGAUCAGGACAAUGUGGGAAAAUCAGAAUUUAUUGGAAGAUGUUUAUGCAAACCUGUUGUCAAACAGAGUACGGAGAAAUACGACCCCCCGAAAUUCCCCCCUCGUCUAGAAUGGUGGGAUAUUACACGAGGAAUGGAUAGGGCGGGAGAAUUACUCGCGGCUUUCGAACUUCUUCAGGUA